UGAUAUGUCCAGUUGCUCUAUAGGAGGUUUGGUUCGUUGUCAGGAAGUAGAUAUAGCUCUUACCGGAAGUAAUUCGGGGACACUUUUGACAGUUUUCGCUGGUCGUAGAAGCACGACACACUUACCGUACACGUUUUGGCGGCUUUUUGUUGUCUCUCGGUUUGGUCGAUUAUUUAAAUCUCUGCUCUGAGAGGUUGUAAGCCCUGCAGUGUGUUUGUGUAAAGACAGGCUUCCAGCCAUGUCUGCUGCGGUGGAUCUGAAGACAAAGGAGGAGAAAGAUGCGGAACUGGACAAACGUAUUGAAGCUCUACGGAAGAAAAAUGAGGCUUUAAUGAAAAGACAUCAGGAAAUAGAAGAGGACAAAAAGAAGGCUGAGCAGGAGGGCAUUGCUGUGACGACGCACCGCAAACCCCGCACUCAUGAGCCUGAUUCAGACCGGCGGAAGAUUGAAAAGGAGAACCUAACUGUGACAGUCGACCUGUCUAAACCCAGCGGGGAAAGUCGAGUGGUGAAUGAUAGGCCAUCAGCACCACACCAUGGUGAUCGUGAAACAGAAGAGGGGUUCGCUGGCCGGCCCACACAUAGGACAGGAUCUGGGCGGCUGAGCAGAGGUGGGCAGCGUGGAGGUGGUCACCGCUCUGAGAGGAGAGAACCACGGGAAGGGGAAGGAGGUGGAGGAGGAGAAGGAGGAGAGGGCCCUUCCCACAAUGAACGCUCCCGAGGACGACGGGGAGGAAGAGGAGGACGAGGAAGCAUGCAGCAGAGUGGCUCUGGGUCAGACAGAAAAUCAAAGGAGUGGGAAGAGAAGAGACGGCAGAACAUUGAGAAGAUGAACGAAGAGAUGGAGAAGAUUGCAGAGUAUGAGAGAGGUCAAAGGGCUGAUGGUGAAAAGAACCCCACCCGGAACUUUCUUGAUGAUCCACGGCGCAGUGGACCAAUUCCUGAGAUGGAUCGCAAAGAGGGGAGCCGCAGACACGUACGCAACUGGGGUGGACUGGAUUUUGAAAAUGUUAAGACUGGAGCUGAGGCAGAGAAAGAAUGGACGAAUCGAAGGCCUGGAGGGAAAGGCUCGGUGGAUAUGACUUUGUCGAUGACAGGCAGAGAACGAGCUGAGUAUCUACGCUGGAAAAAGGAGCGUGCGCAGAUAGAUGAGGAGAGGUUGGCUCGUCAUCGUAACGCCACUGGUCAGUGGAGACGAGAGUGGGAUGCCCAGAAAACAGACACCAUGUUCACCGAGGACCCAGUUGUGGCUGGAGAGGGCAUGCCAGAACCGAGCAGCAGGCGAGCAGAUAGGGGGCGUAAUGCCCGUACACAGCAACGCAGUGGGGCUUCAGAUGAUAGCAGAAAACCUCCCAAGGCACCCACAUUUGGAGAUUUCUUAGGGCAGGGCAAACUCAGAGAGGCAGGCCGUGGAGGCAGAGGACGAGGGAAAGGUCGGGGUCAAGGCAAGAGUUACAGCAUGCAUGAUAACCGGUGGGAAGCAGAGAAAGAUGAGGAAAAAGAGAAAGAGGAAGAAAAAGGGAAAAAGGAGGAAAAGGAAAAAGAAAAGACAAAGAAAGAGGAUAAGCCCAAAGCUCCGUUAGAAAAGAAACAGAUUGCUGUUGCUAUAGAAAAAUCAGUUGCUGAAGAUGAAGAUGAUGAGUGGGAGGAUGCCAGUGAUGGAGAUGGAGAUGAAGAUGAUGAGGAGGUGGAAGAGAGUGGGGAUAAAGGAGUUCCUUUGAAAGAGUCUAAACCCAUGGAGAAGAGCCAUAGCUCCCCUGCUCCAUCUAGUCUCAGUCCUAAGGAACAGAGGACACCCAGACCCAAAGUGCACAUCCCCUCUUCCCCGCAGGAGUCUCUCGCUACCCCGGAGGGCACAAAGCCUCUCAGCCCCUUUUCCCCUCUGGAGGGCCACCACCCUGUAUCAGACUGGGGAGAGGAGAUGGAGAUGCUCUCCCCUAAAAGCAGCUUGGGUGAGAGUCCCUUGAGGCCCAGCAGUAAUGAAAGCAGUCCAGCUCAGAACAAGAGCCAAGAGGAGGAGGAGCACAUAAAAGAUGCCACAAACCCACCCAAGCAGUCUGACAAACAGCAUGACACCCUGCCUGUAGCAGAGUCAACUGCUCCUGCAGUCCAGGAAGAAUCACCAUCACCACAACAUGCUGAUUCCACCUCUAGCAGCAAUAAGCCCACAGAACCUACAGAGGAUUCAACCACACAGAAGGAGGAGAGUGCAGUCCCUGCUGUAGAGCUGGAUUUGAAGCAAUCUGGAAGUGAAAGUGUAGCUCCAGUUGAGUCCACGGAUCAGCCAUGCUCAGGCUAAAGAGUAACUGCAGUAACUGCAGCACUAGUCAUCUUGCGAGAGAGGGGAAAAAAGGUAAGAAAUGGUGAGAAGAGACAUCAGGCCUAAUGGAUAUCCACUGCCUGAAAAUAUGAAGGAUGGCAGGCCCUAUGAUGACUUAUCCCCACCUCCAAACAACUCAUUGUAUGGUUUUGUGUUCUCUCAGCACGCAAACUAUUCUAGUGCUACGUUGUUUCAAAAUCUAGAACUGGAUUUUACGGGGCUCUGCAAACCAUUUAUGUGACAUUGUAAAGAUAAUGAGGCUCAUUUAUAUGCAAGGUAAAAAAAAUAAACAUACCUUAAGAGCAGUAGCAGUUUUACAUGACAUUUGGUAAGAGUACACACCUUAUCCUAGUCACAAGAUAGAUUUGCUAAUGAAAAGGAUUGGAGGCAGUGCAACUUUCGCUUCAUGCUGCUGUAGUCCUCAAGGGUUAGUCAGUCAGAUGCAUGCUUUAGUUUGUGUAUGAUACCUAUGCAAACAAAAUGGAAAGGGGCAUUAGGAUUAUCAAAGCUAUUCGUAAAAAUCUGGAUUUUCAUUUUUUUUUGAAAGUCAUGUUUAAGAUUGUAAUUUGCCUGCAAAAUAAGGUGCUAGAUAUACUCGCAUUAAUAAUUUGUGACCCAAACUGUAUGUGUAUGUAUUAUGACCAAAGAUGUUUCUUAGAAGGUGUUUUGUAGAUGACUUUGGCUAUGUUAGAUAAAUAAUGAACAUUUGAGGCAACAAAGAAUGUGUACCUCGAUAGAACUAAUCUUGGUUUGGAUUUCUUGUUUUUAUCUUAUUGUUUUUAAUGCUCUCCAUUUUGUCUAGGAAUUUUUCAUGAUGUGAAAGCAGGCAGUUUGCCUCAUUGAGGCUGUUUUAGUAGCACGGGUUUCUACCUUUUAGCAAAUUUAGUGGAAGUAUAUGGAUUGUAUUAAGUUUUUUAAAAAUGGUGUACAUUCCAAUGCUUCGUGUCAUCUUUCACUGUUUGCAAUGAGUACCCUCAGCAUAAAAAGAACAAAAAAAAGUGCUUAUGGAGCAGCAAAAAUCAUGACAUUUGUGAUUGUACUGCGUCUAUCUGCAAAUGAACUCUCCUCGUGUUUACGUUAUAAUUAGAUCUAGGUUCGUCUCUGUUGGUGUUACAGCAGUGCACAUGCGAUAGUAUGUUGAAGUGUUUUUAGGAUUCAUCCCACAGUGAAACACUUAUAUCUGUUAUUUUAAGGAAGAUUAUGAAUUAAUGCUUUUGCCUUUUUAUUUUCAUGUAAAUGAUGCAUUGUAUUAUUUACAUUAAAGUUUCUUUUUAAAUAAAUGUAUAUCUUUUGCCUUAAAUGUCCUGCUCUAGAUUAAUGGUUUCUUUGAACUGCUGUAAAAAAAAAAAAAAAAAAGAUAAUGCUUUGCAAAUUAAUAUGCUCCCAGAUAAGCAAAUUUGAACAUUUAUUUCUCUUAGCUGCUUAUUUUAAACAUGGUUUUUGUUUACAUAAACCUUACUCCACCUGCAAUCAGAAUUAAAGGAAAAAUCCAUUCUAAACAAACUCGUGUGUCAAUAUAUUUAAUAUGCGGCAGUCAAUGGUGUCCAAGAUUUAUUUUGAAAUUUUUUAAACUUCUUUCAUUGACAUGUUGGUCUAGUUACACUUUGGUACAUUACCCACAAUGCACAAUCGACUACCUGCUGAUGGUGGUGCCAGUAGGAAUUCAUCUCUACUUAAAGAGACUGAUGCAGCAGCACUUUAGUCCUUUAGUCAGGCCAGCUCUCUCACCUCCUCAUCUUGGCUCAAACAGAUCAAGUUCCAAAGCUUCAACUUUCAUGCUAAUUCAACUAUAAAAACCAGCUCACUUUGCAUGUCACAGAUUGCUAUUUAGUCAAGCAAAGUGAUUCUGCAGUAAUUCAGUGUAACAGCAGCUUUGAUUUGUAUUUGGGAAAUUUUGCUCCACUACUUCUAUGUUGGAUUUCUCUUUAAUAUGACAUUGAAUGUCAGUGGAUAAAGGUGAGUGGAGAAAAAAGAAGCUCUUGCUCUGUUGUUUUUAGACGUUAACAGUUAACCGUGACAGUUAUCCCUUAUGUUUGAGAUUUAUGUUUGAGAAAAUUUUUCUCCUGAGCUAGCAGUGUCACCUUGUGACGUCAGAGUGGCAGAGAACUGCUAACUUCUCAGAGGAAUAACGAAAACACAACACCAGCUAACAACCUAGCACCAGAAUAUCUCACAAAUAUUUCAUCACAACACUAUGUAAUGUGUUUCAAGGCUGAGUUUUCCUUUAAAAAACCAUCAAUCAUUUCUGAAACCUAAAACCGGAGCUGAAACCACAAGCCCCGCCCCAAACCCCGCCCACAUUAGGCAGGCAUUACGCGUGUUUCCUCCUGCGAGGACGCGCACUCGAGUGAUGCUGUGGAGAGCUGGAGCUGAACUGUCCCAUACCGAGUACGGAGACUUGUGAGCAAGCUGUCCCAGAUCAGCACUUCUCAGAUCUCACACUACAUCACUGGAAGAAGACUUUACCUGUUAUCCCACUAUGAGGGGAAGCAAGCAAGGCGCAGCAGGAAGGCUAAGCGGGAACGCGUCCAGGAGACCGAGUUAUCCGGCUGAUCAGUGGAUAAAUCAGGCCAAGUCAAGCACCAAGGUUUGGGUAAAGGUUGCAAUGGGCAUCGCUUACUUCCUCUGCGUGUCCGUCGCUGCCUUCUUCUUAGCGAUUUACUACAUUUUCUUCUGGACUCCGGAUGCGUCAAACUCCACUAACGUGCUGGAGCUUAAUAAGAGACUGGACUGUGGAGGAAACCAGACACCUGAUGGGAAAUAACAGCACCGAGGAAGAGCAUUCAACACGCACCUAACUUCUUUACUGGCACUUCAGACUGCCAUUCAGUCUUACAGACGUGGGAACUUUCACUGAAAAUCACUGCAAACUUUUGUACGUGGCUUUAUUUUCAAGAUCCGUUCUUCUUAUUGUUCAACUUGGCAAUAAGAUUAUGUGACCUACACACACACACACACAUAUAUAAUAUAAUAAAAUCUAUGCAUUAUUAUUAUUAUUAUUAUUAUUAUUAAUUCUUAUUUAUUCAUUCAUUUGUUUGUUUGUUUGUUUGUUUGUCCUGUGCCUGCAUCCUAGCACAGCCCUAGUAAAAAGGACAUUUUCAUAUAUUUUACAUAAUAAUCAUUGUACUUUGUGCUGUCUGUCAUAACUAGCCAAUAUAAUUGUAAUAGGCUCAAUGUAGAAUUAUUGACAAAUCGUAUAAGAUGAAAAACCAUGUAAUCAUGACACUGAUGAUGAUCCAAAUAAGGCUUUGAGCAUGUACGAUGUGAUGAUUUGCACCAGAUAAAUUCCGACAAACAGGUGUGAUGUGUUUUUUUUUGUUCCUGGCAAUUUUGAACGUUUCUACCUGUUUUAGAUACAGGAAUGUUGUUUUGAGUGUGUAUGUGAGGCUGUGGCAUUUCUCUUCUGAUUCACUUUACUUCUAUUGCACUCCUACACCUGGUGUCUCACUGUCUGUUUUCCAUAUCAUGCCCUGUUUGUCUUUCCUCUCUCUCUCUCUCUCUCUCUCUCUCUCUCUCUCUUUCUUAAUUACUGCUGCCACUCCAGGCUGUAAUUAAUAAAAUAAUUGUUUUAUCGACUAGCAAAUGA
This is a messenger RNA of Pangasianodon hypophthalmus (striped catfish), 5906 nucleotides long. RefSeq names its product coiled-coil domain containing 9 (gene ccdc9). The transcript is spliced from 16 exons. Lineage: Eukaryota; Metazoa; Chordata; Actinopteri; Siluriformes; Pangasiidae. The record is from RefSeq and is a predicted model, not a curated record. Bases 239 to 2299 code for a protein of 686 amino acids.